AUAUAUUUUGUAAUUAUUUUUUUAUAAUGUUCCUUGCCUACUGCAUUACGGUUUACUGAUAAAUGUUUAGUUCACCCAACUCAUUGUGUUAUUUUUCAGUUUUUAAACAUUAAAUAGUCAACAUUGACAACACAAUGACAACACUAAGACCAUUCAAUUGUGAUGAUUUAUUCAAAUUCAAUAACGUAAAUCUAGAUACGCUUACAGAGACUUAUGCAAUACCAUUUUAUAUGCAAUAUCUUGCACAUUGGCCAGAGUAUUUUCAAGUUGCCGAAUCUCCUACUGGAGAAAUUAUGGGCUAUAUUAUGGGAAAAUCUGAAGGACAGCCAGAUAGUUGGCAUGGUCACGUAACUGCAUUAACUGUUGCUCCAGAAUACAGAAGAUUAGGUGUUGCAGGAGUUUUAAUGAAUUGGUUAGAAGAAAUUUCGGAAAAAAAAGAUGCAUGGUUUGUUGAUCUAUAUGUGCGUGUCAGCAAUACAGUUGCCAUAUCAAUGUAUAAGAGCUUAGGGUAUACAGUGUAUCGUACCGUAUUAGAAUAUUAUUCAGGCGAUCCCGAUGAAGAUGCAUAUGAUAUGAGAAAAGCACUUUCUAGAGAUGUUGAGAAAAAAUCAAUUGUUCCACUAGAACAUCCAGUAAGAUUAGAUGAUUGUGAUUAAGAUAUGAACAUUGUUACAUCCUCGUGAUGGUUUACCUGACAUUGAUUUGUAACAAAACAAAAAUGAUUUUGUAUUUUGAAAUAAAUCGUUAAAUGUUUUAUAAUA
Acyrthosiphon pisum (pea aphid) is the source of this 761-nucleotide messenger RNA. RefSeq names its product N-alpha-acetyltransferase 20 A (gene Naa20A). Lineage: Eukaryota; Metazoa; Arthropoda; Insecta; Hemiptera; Aphididae. Gene Ontology annotation, molecular function: protein-N-terminal amino-acid acetyltransferase activity. The record is from RefSeq and is marked provisional. Gene Ontology annotation, cellular component: NatB complex. Gene Ontology annotation, biological process: N-terminal peptidyl-methionine acetylation.